This is a messenger RNA of Rasamsonia emersonii CBS 393.64, 1233 nucleotides long. Its product is annotated as Bis(5'-nucleosyl)-tetraphosphatase. Gene Ontology annotation, biological process: nucleotide metabolic process. Gene Ontology annotation, molecular function: ATP:ADP adenylyltransferase activity; ATP binding. NCBI's taxonomy places the organism in Eukaryota, Fungi, Ascomycota, Eurotiomycetes, Eurotiales, Trichocomaceae. The record is from RefSeq and is a predicted model, not a curated record. The transcript has 4 exons. Bases 1 to 1233 code for a protein of 410 amino acids.
AUGCUACUCGGACUUCCCGAGAGCCUUCCGGCUCUGGUCGGGAAGCGGUUCACGGCCGCCAGAGAAUCGGGGAGUCUGGUGUUCUCGCCGACGCAGCUGACCACCAUCCACGCGGGUGGCAUAGCAUAUCAACUCCGCUACUGCCCCGCCCUAGCCAAAAAGCCCAAGCCCAGCAAUGAAGAAACUGAAACCGAGCGUCGUGGGCCCAAACCGGAUCCUUUCCAGGACCCCUCGCCGGAUCUUCUCGUCGCUGAAAUCCCAACCCCUCCUCGCGCACAACAACAGCAGCAGCAGCAGCAGCAACAACCAAGCCACAUCCUCGUCCUGAACAAAUUCCCCGUUAUCCCGAACCAUUUCAUCCUCGCGACGAAGACGUAUAAAGAGCAGACGGAUUUGCUGGAAAAGGAGGAUUUGGCUGCUACGUGGGCGUGUUUGAGGGAGUGGGAAACCCCCCAGGAACCACAGAAACAGGAUGGACAGAGUGGACAGAAGAAGAGGAGGCUAUUCGCCUUUUUCAAUUCCGGCCCUGACAGCGGCGCUAGCCAGCCUCAUCGACAUUUGCAAUUCUUGCCUGUGGAGGACAUGCGUGCUCAAGAACAGGAGCAGACGUCCGACUCGGGCGGUUCCUGGGAACCAUUGAUUGACAAGCUCUCGACCGAGCGCGCCAUCACGACGAAUAAUACUUUAGGGUUAAAGCAGCUUCCGGAACUGCCCUUUGCGCAUUUUGCUUGCGAUAUCCCUCCGGAUGCGUCUGCCGAGAGGCUGCAUGAGAUAUACUUGAAGCUGUACCGGGCUGCUGUCACGGCGACGCAGUCGGACAGAGUCGAUGACUCUGUAGAGACGUAUGGCUAUGGCCCAGCGGCCAUCAGCUACAACCUGGCCAUGACAGUGUCAACGAUGAUGAUCUGUCCGCGGAGGAGGGAGCAUGCUCGCCUUGACGAUAUCGGCAGCAGCCAGGACGGCAGCCAAGAUGGUGCUGCUGCUGCUGCUGCUGCUGCUGCUGAUGCGGGUUUAGUCUCCCUCAACGGAACCAUCCUCGCAGGAACGCUGAUGGUCAAGGCUGAGAACGAGUGGGAUGAGUUGCGCAGGAGGCCUGACUCGCUGAACGGGAUUUUGGCGAGUGGAGGAGGAGCUGAUGAUGAUGAUGAUGAUGAUGAUGAUGAUGAUCGUGUAUGCUGUGCUACCAAUGAAAGGAUAAUCGAUCGAUCAAUCAAUCAAUCAAUCAUAUCUUGA